Fonsecaea erecta is the source of this 1398-nucleotide messenger RNA. RefSeq lists its product as hypothetical. NCBI's taxonomy places the organism in Eukaryota, Fungi, Ascomycota, Eurotiomycetes, Chaetothyriales, Herpotrichiellaceae. The record is from RefSeq and is a predicted model, not a curated record. The transcript has a single exon. Bases 1 to 1398 code for a protein of 465 amino acids.
AUGCCGUGGGAGAUUCGGGCCCAGAUUUUCGCCGUGUGUUUCGAGAAGAGAUACUCUCUCGGCCUCUUGUACGCGAACAAACAGCACUAUGCCCAUUUACGCCCUCUCCUCUACGAGCUGCUCAUUGUUUCCUUCAAGAUCGAACCAUCGGAAAUCGGGACCUGGGCGUGGUCACCCGAGCUCCUGCUGCUAGUCAUUGCAGAAUCUUCACAUUUCGAGUGUUAUAAAGAUAUCGACAGGAUACCAGUAGAUCAGUUUCGGAAGAUCGAGAUUCUCAUUGAUGCUCCCAAUCCAGACAAUCCGGGGGAGCUCGUGUCGGCUUGGAAGCAGGUCACGGCGCUGAUAACUGCCUUACUGCCCCGAUGGAAAACUGAAGACGACGCUGACCCCAAGACGGAAGCUGACAUUGAGAUUCCCAAGGGACGUAAGACGGGUAACUUGCCGCCAAUAAUUAUCAAAUUCCAGGAGGAGGGCGAAAAGAAGUGGUCCCGCUUUCACCCAGACAUUGGGCGGCGGAUAUGGAACCAGAGCGUCCCUAGCUACGUGCACUGGGACGAGGACACAGGAGCAGCGCCGAUCAAGUUGGACGGGCUUCAUUCCGAUGUUGAAAUCAUCAUGACAGCCUUUCUUAGGGUUAGGGGCGCGGCCUCAAUCACUUUCGAGUUGCCCGGGGACGUUGAAGACAGCCCACAAGGUGGAAAUUCCCCGGUCGCUGACCUGGUCGAAAAGGUCAAACGACUGAGUAAGAGACGGACACCUUUCGGACUGUAUAUCGAUCCCGGCUGUCCCCUUGACGACAAGGCGAUUCUCCGCUACGAGAACGGAUUCCACCUCUGGUUAGAUCAUCUUCUCGACGACCUGAAGGGCUCCAGGGCCGACGAGCUUCGUUUCGGGAGAUUCCAAUUCUGGUGCUCAGAGUACGACUAUCUGAUGGGACAGAGAUUUCACAACUCCGCUCUCAGUGUCAGUCUUUUGGACUUCAUCCGGAGUCAGUAUUACGACCGGUGUGUAGCCAGAUCCGUCUAUGCGCGAAAGGCAUCCAUCCUUUUGGAUACAUCGGACGACCCUGAUGACUACCCAUGCAAUGAGAUCUGGGAACAAUUUUUUCGGGACUCCCUUAUCGAGCGGAAAUCCGAAAACAGCCUGUGGACCGAUAACGUCCAUAACUUUGUACCUAUCCCAGUGCACCUCCUACUCCCGGAGCGGCGCGAGUGUACAACCUACACUCAAUGGUCGGCCGCGGUGACAGAUUUCUCUGAUCAGCGGUGCAAGAAGUGCGAGGAGAAGCUGGGGCCCGUAAAUAAUGAUUUUUUGGUGGAGCGGUAUAAGAAUGAGCAAACCCGUUUAUGCUGGUAUUUGGACGACACGUGGGAAUGGGACAGUAUGUACCAAAGAUGA